AUGCCUAAAGCUUUGCCUCCCUCUGAUGUCCAGAAUGUUGUUGAAAAGUUCAAAAAAAGCCUUCACUACUCAGAAAUUCACUCUCAAACUGGUGUCAGUACUGGAAUGAUUAGCAGGAUAAGGGCAAUGCACUUUCCUGAGCUCCCCAAGCACUCUGGUGGCCACCCUUCUAAGCUCUCACCAACCAAUAUCUGCCAUGCCACCCACUUGUUGACUGGCCCUGCCCCCACAACCCCAUGCCUAGUUGCUCAAGAGAUCUCUAGCACAAAUGGGGUCCCUGUCUCAAGCCUUAAUGUGCAUUGGGCAGUGCAGAAAGCUGGUGUGGUACCUUUUGUCAAGCCCAAAAAGCCAGCUAUGACAAAGGAACAUAUCAAGGCAUGCUAUGAAUUUGCUAUGGCACACCAGCACUGGACAAUUGAUGACUGGAAGAGGAUCCAAUGGUCAGAUGAGACCAAGAUCAACAGAUUUGGGUCAGAUGGGCACCACUAUGUCUAUAAAGGGUUGGCUAGGCACCUCAGCCCCACCAGAUCAUCAAAACACCACAAGCAUGGAGGAGGCCAUAUCAUGAUUGGGUUGGACAUGGAGAAGGUCAUAUUUAAGCAAGACAAUGCAAGCUCCCACAAGGCCCAUAUUGUACAGGACUGGUUCCAAGAGAAUGGCUUAGAGGUCUACUUCUGCUCUGCUGUCAACAACUUCCUCUCCAAGUCACCACUCAACAAGUUCAAUCUCCACUGGGUCCUGGGGCACAAGGGGGUAGAAGGCAAUGAACAAGCUGAUGCUCUUGCCAACAAAGGUGGAUUGAAACUGCCAAAGCACUUGCACAAUAGAUCAAUAACCUGGAGCAAGGCUGAAGCCACCCCCAAUGCCAGCCUCACAUGGGCACACCUUUGGUCAUCCCAACCUCACUUGCACUUUGUCUCAGAACACAUCUGCCGCAUCCCUUCCCUGUCCCUCCACCCCCUUUUCAAAGCUUUCCUGUACCAUUGUGCAAUCCUUGCCUGGCUAAUCCAGGUCAUCAUGGGCCACACAUUCUUUGGCAAAUACCGCAAACAGUUCUACCCCAACAAUGACCCCAGCUGCCCAUGUGGAGCCCCACACCAAACUCUUGAUCAUGUCCUGCAAGCCUGCCCAUCAUUUGAUCUUGCAAGACACACCCUACAGGAGGUGUUGGGCCCCCUGCUGAGUUCCACUCUGUUUGGCACCACCACUGGACUUCAAGUUGUUGCCAAAUUCCGCAACUCAAUGAAUGCAUUAAAAAUGUGA
Rhizoctonia solani is the source of this 1263-nucleotide messenger RNA. RefSeq names its product COG4 transport domain-containing protein. The transcript has 3 exons. Gene Ontology annotation, molecular function: nucleic acid binding. Bases 1 to 1263 code for a protein of 420 amino acids. The record is from RefSeq and is a predicted model, not a curated record. Lineage: Eukaryota; Fungi; Basidiomycota; Agaricomycetes; Cantharellales; Ceratobasidiaceae.